Trachymyrmex cornetzi is the source of this 772-nucleotide messenger RNA. RefSeq names its product trypsin 3A1. Gene Ontology annotation, biological process: proteolysis. Lineage: Eukaryota; Metazoa; Arthropoda; Insecta; Hymenoptera; Formicidae. Gene Ontology annotation, molecular function: serine-type endopeptidase activity. The coding region runs from base 1 to 771 and encodes 256 amino acids. The record is from RefSeq and is a predicted model, not a curated record. The transcript has 5 exons.
AUGCGCGGAGCAGUCAUUGUUCUUUAUCUUGCCGGUUUUCUGUUAGAAGAAACAGAUGGAAAUGCAACAUAUACAGCGCAACCAAAAAUUAUUGGAGGACAAUCAAUCGACAUAAGAUAUAGACCUUUUAUGCUGUCUUUACAUAAUUCACAUGGAUUUUUGUGCGGCGCCAGUAUAUUAUCGAGAACAUGGGCUAUUACUGCUCUUCAUUGUUUAAUCUCGGUACCGUCGCAAUAUUAUGUACGGGCCGGAUCUAAUAAAAUGGAUAGAGGCGGAUCUGUGCAUAGAGUGACGAACAUUCGCGUAUAUAAUGCUACAUAUCGCUCUUGGUUUUUGAGAUUAUUUCAUCACGACAUCGCACUUCUCGAAGUGAAACCACCAUUUCGUUUUUCGAGAAUAGUCAGGCCAGUUCGUUUACCAAGAUCGAUUCACGAAUUGCCAUUUGAACUGUUAGUCUGUGGUUGGGGAUACAUAAAUGAUAAAAAAGUAAAAAGUGCUGAAACUUUAAUGGGCGUUUACGUUCAGCACGUUUCAUAUAAAACCUGUAUUAAUGUCACAUCUUCAUACGCGACACUCGUCAAAGAUGACUAUCAUUUGUGUUACGGAACCCAAGGAAAAGAUGCUUGUUUUGGAGACUCCGGAGGAGCAUUGGCCAAUGGAAGGACAAUUUACGGUAUUGUGUCUUUUGGUCGUGGUUGUGGAAAAGUGGCUGGCGUUUACGUCAAAGUUUUCUACUAUCGAGAAUGGAUUAAAUCUGUUACAAAUUUAUAAU